Colletotrichum destructivum is the source of this 6772-nucleotide messenger RNA. Its product is annotated as Putative ADF-H/Gelsolin-like domain superfamily. The record is from RefSeq and is a predicted model, not a curated record. NCBI's taxonomy places the organism in Eukaryota, Fungi, Ascomycota, Sordariomycetes, Glomerellales, Glomerellaceae. The transcript has 4 exons. Bases 1305 to 5405 code for a protein of 1366 amino acids.
CGCUCGCCUUUCUGCCGCCAACUUUGCGCGCGUCCCGGUAGCAGCGAGAUUGCGACUUUCUGGCACAACCUGAUCUUCCACCUUUCUCCCUCUUCUUUCUCUCUCUCCCUUCCCUUUACCCCGUCCAGUUGGUUCACUUCACCGGGCCCCCCUUCCACUUUACUUUGUUUUCGUCUUCUCCUUCUCCCACCCUCUCUUUGGACCCCUUGUUUACCCCGUCCUCUCUCUUCCAGAAACCUUAGUUUUAUAUUAGUUGUGCAGUACUAUCCUUCUUACUUGCACCGACCUUACUUACCUGACUGCCUACUACCUACCUUGGCUAGGUACGAACACCUUGGCCGCAUCACAUUCUUCGUUACAUCUUUAAUUCCUAGCGCUCUGUUGGCCCUUGCCGGUCGAGCCGUAAUUACCUCCCUAUCCAUCAUUCAUCUUACCUGGGGCUGCCUAUCGACGCGUCCGCCAACCUCACCUGCAGCAUCCAGCUCCAUCUAUCCGUACAGUACCUAUCAAGCUAUCCGUACCACCACCACAACUUCGCCCACGCCCCCCACCCCCCUUCUGCGCCGACCAGUUCAGGCGUUGGGCAGAUCAGAGUCAGACUACAGAUACACUAAACCGGUCCUCCCCCGAGCCUCCACCGGCGACAAGAACACCCUCGUCAAGCCUAACCAUUACACGUCGCCCGUGGCGCUCAAGCACUACAGCCUGCAGACUGUCUCCCACUUUCUUCUGCCAGUCGCAUCCCCGAUAGAGAAAACGGGCCAGAAUUUCCCUGCCCAUCUCACACUCCUAGUCGCCAAACAAGAAGGGCCAGGAUAGGACACACAACCAGGGACACACGAGCACAUCCGGCCCUCUUCUUUUUCUCUCCGGGAUAUUUGUGCCCAUGUGCGGCUCGCCCAUGCCCCUUGCUGGCCUGCUUUACAUGUCGCCACUGCCGCUGCCGCUGUCGCUACUGUAGCUGUCGCCGUCGCCGUUGCUGCUCUCGUCAGCCUCACCCCUGAAAACCGCAAUCGCCAUCGCUGCCGCGUUUUAGCGACGACGAAAUAGGCCCCCCCUCCUCAGGACCACUUUUGGUUCCUCUGUUCCAGAAUCCACCCGGAUUUCGCUCUGUGGUCCCUGGACAGCAGCUCAGUCAGUUGGCUUCAGCUCUCAGCUUCCAAGUUCCGUCUUGCGCGCGUCUGCGCAUCACCUCAUCUACGCCCGCCGACGACAAACCCCCCCCCCGAAACGUGGCCGACGACCAGAACACCGAAAAGUCCCCCAACUUGCGCUUUCUGUAGCCCGCCAAGCCGACAGGGAGGAUGUCGCUCAAUGGCCUGGACGACCCAAAGGUCAAGGAGGCCCAUGAAGCUGCCGUUGCCGAACCAGGAGGAUGGUUUCUCCUCAAGUAUGCGAGUCGCGAUGAUGUCGAACUGCUAGGUCGCGGAACUGGUGGCAUCGUCGAGAUACGGAACAACAUCGCCCAGUUCGAGAACGAGAACGACGAUAACGCGCCCUUGUUUGGCUUCCUAAAAUACCGUCGCCGGAACGUAAUCAUCAAAUAUCUCCCCGACGAUUGCUCUCGACUAGUUCAAGCUCGUGUAACUGUCCAUUUCAAUGCCGUGUGCGAGCGAUUCGCCCCCUACAACACCGACUUUUCCAUAGCCACUGCCAAGGAUCUCAAGGAUACCAAGUUGUCGGCUGCUUGCUCCCUACACGCCGCCUCCGGCUCGACCUCGUCCUCGACAAGCUCCUUGCGAAGGAGGCGGCUGAUGGAAAUUGCAGAAGAAGAAGAGGAGGAACAGAGAGCGAGCAAGCGGAAGUCUGUCGGCCCGGACAGCUUGGUUGAGACUUCGGGCGAAGACCCGGCCGACGCGCCGAAAUCGCCCAUCGAAGGGCCGCCCGUGACGUUGAAUGCUGACCUUGCAAACUCGCCCGAGGAGAGCAAGUUUUCUGCGUCUCUGGAGCCUCCCGAGUUCGUCGGUGCCAGACCGUCGUCGCCCACAAAGUCCGUUGACGAGGGACGGCGCAUGUCAUCGCAGUCCCUGCGACCCGAGCUAUACUCCUCGUCGUCUUAUACAUACGGCAAGCCGAGAGUCAAACUCGCCCCACGACCCUCUCUCGACGUUUCUGGCCGUGCUCGCACAGGAACCGCUGCGGUGGGGGCUGCUUUCCGACCAAUUUCACAGAUGCCGUCUGGCUUCAAGCUAUUUUCCAAGGGUCCCAAAAAGGGCAAGUCCAAGGAAAAUACUCUGGAUCCUUCCGAACCAGCCCACCCGGACGAAACAACCGAAAUCUCCUUGGCCGCCACUUUAACACCCCUACCCGACGGGGAUCCCAUUUCCCACAUUGAUGAACUCGUUAGGCCACACACGAGCUCCGGGCGACCCACAACGAGCUCAGGCGCUUCAAUUAAAUCCGCCAUGCCGUCCUUCACCACCGCCCCCUCUGCGAAGCAGGUCAUGACGCCCGAAAAGGCGCGUCUGAUGAAGGCGAUGCAACUAAGGGAGAAAAAGAAGAAGAUGAUGAACCAGCAGUCCGCCACUACCCCAGCCGUCGACGCCCCUGCCGAGCAGCUCAUGUCGGAAAAGGCCCAGCCCGCCCAACACGUCGAGGAGAUUGCCGAGCACACCCUUGUUGCCGAAGCGGAUGACGGAGAGGAGGAGGAGGAGGAGGACGACGACGACGAAGACGACGACAGACGACUCUCGGUAUCAAAAGCCGACUCUGGCAUCGUUGUCGACGCAUCCUCCGUUUCAGUCCACACCGACGUCGCCUCCGAGUUUACUCAGAGCGACUCCCAUCCCGCCUCGCCCAUCAUGGCAUCUUCCGAGCCUGACCAUUCGACCAAGGCGUCGUCGCUAUCCGAGUCUACUGAAGAAACGGUAAAGGAGUCCAACGAGGACAACACCGAUGCCGAGGUUGAUACACACGAGACACAUGACGCGGUCGAGCCAGCGACAGAGUCUGGGAUCGCCCCUGACCAAGCUGCAAAGCCAACUUCCCCCGUUGAGGCUGUUGCCCCUACGUCAGCAGAGCCUGAGGCCGUUGAUGGCGAAACACAAGAAGAGGGCGAGUCACUGGCUGAGGGUUUGGCCCCCGCCGCAGUCGACGAUGUCCCCGUUGUCCAUUUCGAUGCUACUCCCGAGGCAGUCACCGCCCCCGGAAUGAGCGAGACACAAGACACAUCCACUGUCGAGAAAGAGGCAACCCUCGAGGUCGCCGAGCCUAUGGAACAACAACAGAAUGAGACUGAGAAGGUAGCAGUCAUGGAUGAGCAACAAAAACCGCCCAUAAGCUUACCAAUCUCCAAGUUUUCCACGAGCCCAACACAAGCGAAGCCGUCCAUCGAAUCGAAAGAAACACAAGACCAGACGUCGAAGCAGGAUAUUAAAGCGGAGACCGCCGUGUCCACAACUUCGGAGGCAUCGCCAAGAUCGCCUCUGUCACCGUUGUCGCCGUGUUCCCCUAGCCUAAGAGUUCCCCGGUCCAAGUUCUCGACCCAGGAUCUCAGAGCAGCUGCAAACGUUGAGGUGCCCACGAUCGUCUCUCCCCCAGUGGAUGUACCACGCGAGCCAGUGGUCGUUGCGGUCGAUGAGCCCCGCGAUGCUGAUGCCCAUUCGGUGGAUACGGAGCCUUCGAAGCGAAAGGCGCUUGUCGAACCCAUUCGCACCGACCUGGACCCCCCGAAAAAGGCGGCAGAUGGCAAUAUCUCCGAUGACGAGGACUUGAUGGACGAGCUUCACUCGGCUACCGUCGAGCAAGCGCAGCAUAUUACGGUUUCUAAAUCGCCCAUCACGCCAGUCUUCCCCAGCCCCACGCAAAGCGCCAGCAGGCCGACUUCGCGCGGCGCUGUCCGCACCAUCUCGAACCCUGUUCGUGGGAACCUCCUUACUCCUGCCGACGUGGCUCAGGCCCAGAACCAGAGAUCAGUCUCGUCCGGUGCCGCCUUCUUGCACAGAAUCACACAGCAACAAGGCAAUCAACACCUGGCUCCCAAACAGCCUGGCAAGAUCGGAUCUAGUAUUUCUCAGCGUAUCAAGGCUUUGGAGAAGCUGUCUGCACACGCACCUGGAACCGUCGACGCGGACACGAGCAGCUUGAAGGCCCCGAGACCGUCUUCAGCGUUCUUCGCUGUCAAGAGGGGAGCUAGCGUGAGGGAGCCUCCUCGCUCCCCUUCCGUCGUUGACAGAGCAAGUUCACUCACCCGGGGCGGCAGCCCCGUGCCCUCAGUCAUGACGGAGUCCCAGGAAUCUUCUCCAGAGGCGGCCAGAGCGAACCGCGGCAGAUCAGGGUCCAUGGCGAACAGGCUGUCGAUGUUCGAGGUGUCUGGCAGCAACCCGCCCAGAGGGCAGCCCGAGUCCAUCUCCGUCACAGCGCGGAUCGUCCGCGAUCCUAGCCAGUCUGGCAGGGCACCCGAGCCGCCGAAGAACCCCUCCGAGUUUGAACGGCUUGACCUCAAGGUGUCACCGUUGGUCGUCGAUCACCAGAAGGCCGAGCCUCUGCUGCCACCAGCCAACCUGACGACAGUGAAGCCCUCCAAGGAGACGAUCCAAGAGAGGAGGCUGUCCAAAGAGAAGCGUCGCUCGCAGUCCGUGGACCCCAUAACCGAUGGAGAUGAAGCGCCUCGCCGCUCAUCCCUCAGCAUCAUGAAAGACUUCAUCAAGGACAGGCGCAAGUCUCUCACUUCCCCCUCUGCGGAGGCUCUGACGGCCCCUUUGCCCAUGUCGCCCGGCUCGUCCAAGUCGCCCUCGAGACCCCCCUCGACACACCACAACUCCUCCGGCCUCGGCCGUCGGCUGUCCAUCAGCAGCCGUCGGUCGUCGUUCAGCAAGGACAACGAUGCGAGCGGUGCCAUGUCCCCAUCGUUGUUCACCGAGGGCAGCGGGUCUGGAGACGACAGCAAGUCUACGACCAGUGACAAGAAAAAGGGCCGGGCAGGCCGCUUCAUGCGCCGCCUCUCCUCGUCUCUCAGCAGCGGGGCCCGUAGUAAGACCAUGACCCCUACCGCCAUCUCCCCGACGGUCCAGGAAGAGGAUGCCUCAGAAGUCGCUCGGCUCCAGCAGCCCACCAUUGAGGCGUUUAUGGGAGAUGUCAACGUCCAGUUUCCAGACAACCUCCUUUGGAAGCGCCGCAGUAUGUGCAUGGACUCUCAGGGGUUCCUGAUUCUCAGCACAGUCGCCGCGUCGACCACUACCAAGGACAAACAGCCAACCGGCGCCGGAGUCAAGCGAUACCAUCUUUCCGACUUCCGUAUGCCAUACAUUCCCGACAUGGAGAUCCAAGAACUGCCCAACAGCAUCUGCCUUGACUUUGUCGAGGGCUCGGGCUUGCAGGUUGCGUGCGAAGAUCGCGCCGGACAGAUGAAUGUAUUGCACAUCCUUCAAGACGCGCAUCAGAGCCACAACUCUUUCGGCCAGUAAAACUUUGAACCAGGCCGUUUCCUUGGGAUCACAUUAUGCCCAGACCCUCCUCCCCUUUCUAUUAUACCCAAACUUUUUAGCCCUUGCCAAAACACCAAAACCAACCGGCAGAUCUGCCUUUUCUUUUUGUCAACAGGCCCUCUGGCCAUCGUUCCCUAGCCCGUUUGCAGGCUACCUGAAGUGGAUCAUGGCUGCUACAUUUCACAACCCUAUCAUACGUCACACCUGAGCAACAUCAGAAGCACCUGAGCCGUUGCUCAUUACCCGUUGCUCACCUACCUACCUUCCCCUCCACCAGCACAAACACGCCUUCUAUUAACAGGCAAUAAUUCGCAUGGCCCGACGCCUAUCACACGCAUUCUUGUGUUUUCCUUAUUUUUGCACUUCAUUUCAGUCAGGAAAAGAUACCACCUUUGCAUGGGGGGCAGUUUAGGUUCGAGAAGAGUUGGGGGACAGGGACGGCUGAGGAACCGGCGGAAGUCUGAAGAGAUUUCUCCAAUGCCCAGCCGGUAUCUUCCUCGUGAAAAUGUUUCUUUCCAGACGAGGACGAAUAAAGUAGUAGAUGGUAAUCGUCUACCUUGUUGUCCACGGCGACGGAAACCCCGGCUUUGAGUCGGGUUGGCGAGUUCGAUACCGCCUAUGUAGGAGAAGUUUUUGAAUGUACAUACUACCUUUCCGCCAUCUCGACGGGAUAGCAGUGGGAGGGUACACUCUAGUUCUAGUUCUAAGGACUUUUGGUUCCCUCUGCUGAGGCGUCGAAUGAGAUGUUCAUAUCUGCCUUGACAAGUUUUGGCUCUUCCUUGGUUUCUCUUUGUGAUGUUGUGCGAUGGGAGGGAACAGUUUUGUGAAGGUUCGUCCUAGGUGAGCAUCCCCACGUCUUCUCUGUGACGAUGGACCAUAGCUAACGACUUAUCUGAACCGUGUGGGAUGACUUGAAAUAGGUCGGGGAAGUCUUAUUGUCAUGGCAUGACGAAAUGAAGAAUCAAGGUGGGCCAGCUGGAGAAUCCUUUUUAUAUUAUUUUAUUCUUUUUGGUGUUUGUCUUCACGACCAAACCACCCAGCUAGACUCCUUCCUUCCUGCUGAAGAGUAUCGUAUCGGAUCCACGGUCAUAUCGGGAUCUCUGUCUUUUGCUAUCAUUCAUCUUCUGGGGGCGGUGUCGGCGAGACCAAAACGUAUCCUUUCGCGCCGCCCGGAUCCCCCUCCCGCCUCCGAGCAAGUACGCACAGCCAAAGCAAAAUGGUAUGGCUCGCUUUUCUGUUCUCUAUCUGUCCGCCUUUCCUGGCACCUCCCAUUGUCGUCCGUCGUCUCGUUCCCUCGUACCCCUUUUGUAAGUCGGAUUGACUUUCUUGCCCCCUUGGAACCCGGC